GAAACGUGAAGAAGAGACUAAGAGAAAAGAAGCCAAGCUGCAAAAAGGAGUGCAGAACUUGGAACAAAACAAGUCUGGAGCACAACAGAAUUCUGGACAUCAAGGGAAGGCCACCAGUGCCACGCAGUUACCUACUAAACAAAGUGACACGCAGAGCAAUAGACUUCCCUCCUGCAGUGCUUCCCAAAACCCGUCGGGGAGAAGCAGUGGAGAUUCACCCCAGGCUGGUCGCAGCAAGGGGACGCCAAAGGAGACCUGCCACGCUGCAGAGCUGCAGAGGGAAGGUCAUCAAAGCAGGCAAGCUAAGGAAUUAUUGAGAAAACACACCAAAAACAAGUCAACUUGUGGCCAUUUCCACCGCAGCAAAGCAAAUGAGGGAAGAAAAAGUGAAGUGAAGAGUCAAGUUGCAGCUGCUGCAGAGCUGGAUGGAGAAAAGCAUCAUGACUACCCCACUGAGGCAAAUGCUUUUGCUCAUAGGAGUGAAAAGAAUGCUCGUACAAUCGCUGGUGUUGGGGAGAAAUCAAGAGUUUCAGGUCAGUCUUCAUCCGGUAAUGGGGACCAUUGCAAAGGAACUGCUGUAAUCUCGUGCAACACAAGUUGUGCUGGUGGAACUGCAAGAAAUUGGAGACAGCAUGAAACGGUUUCAAAAGGCAAAAGGCAUCAUCAGAAAUCAAGAAAUAAAGAAGUAAAUCACAAAGAAGUAAAUCAUGAGAGAUGUUCACCAGCUGGCUCUAGUAGACCAGGAAGUGCCAAAAUGGUAUUUGUAAAUCCCCAGAAUGACAGUAUAUGUGCUGUAGAACAAACUAACAAUGUGAGAAAUGAUGAAUUAGCAAAAAAGAACUGUCCUUCAUUGUCUGCCAGGGAAGAAUCUACAAGAACAGUGCCAAGAAAUCCAUCGGCAUGUUCAGUUUCUGAUGACAGUUUGAACUUGGGAAAAGUAGAGGUAAUUGGGCCCAGGAAUGCAGAUGAUCAAUUAUGUCCUUCUGUCACAUGGCGAAGCACAAAUAUUGAACAAAUCCCUUUAGAGAUUCGGAUGCAGGUAAUAGAAAAAGAAAGAAAAAGAAAAGAGCUUUUUCGGAAAAAGAACUACGCUGCUACUGUAAUACAGAGGACAUGGAGAAGCUACCGGCUGCGGCGGGAGCUGCUCCAGCUGCUGGGCACCAAGCGCCGCUCCAAGGAGGACGAAGAGAGAUGGAGACACGAGGCGGCCGCCUUCUUCGUGCGGCUGGCGUGGCGGGAGCCGCCGAGCCACGGCGCUCCCAGAGCGGAUCCUGCCGGCAAAGUCCUCAAGUCCGCCAGCAAAGCCAGCCCUGCCGUAAGGACAAGCAAGCAGGCCAUCCUGAAGCAGAUAUAUGGGCGUUCUCAGGAGGGCAAAGCGCACCAGCCCACGAGGCCUCCCUCGAAGUUCAAACUUCCCGAAGCGCAUCUCACCUCAGUGAACGACCUACAGUGCAUUAAUUUGCUGGAGAACAUGGGGAAAUCAAAGCAGUUUUCAUACAACAUGAGAUCAGCUGCUUCGGCAAAACCAAGAAGACUCAAGCAUUAAGCAAAAUGAAAGGGUUGAAACUUAAAACGUGCCUGUACAUGUGGCAUUUCCUGUAAUGUAAGCACUUAUGUAAACACUACAUGCCAUGCAGCCUGCCAGGGAAGUUGGUCUCCUUGUAUUUUGUGUGCAAAUUAGUUUUUAAAAGUCAACAGUUAAUUUAUUUACUGCCAGAAUGAAAUCCGAAUUGCAUUUGGAAACAGAAAGUUAAGCUAUAACCCUGGCAUUACAAUAAGGUGGCAGUAGCUUGACUUUCCUGAAGUAUUUCAUUCUCAAAAAUAAGCAAAUGUAUUAAUUAAUGUAGGCGCAAAGAGGAGGAAAAACAUGCUACAGAUCCAACAGUUUGACUGCAGUGAGACUGCAUCCUAAUUUUAAUACGUGUAUUUCACAGCCUUAACAGGAAAGGAAGAACAGUCUUCAUGUGUCUGUUUUGUACCUAAGAAAGAGGUUAGGUCUUAGCUUGCUAGAGGGAUAAAUAGAAAUGUCGUCAGGGAAAACAUACGUAUA
This is a messenger RNA of Nothoprocta perdicaria, 2050 nucleotides long. Its product is annotated as inversin-like. The record is from RefSeq and is a predicted model, not a curated record. NCBI's taxonomy places the organism in Eukaryota, Metazoa, Chordata, Aves, Tinamiformes, Tinamidae. The annotation marks the transcript as partial. The transcript has 5 exons. Gene Ontology annotation, molecular function: protein binding.